AUGCGCUUCACCGCCGUCGCCGUCCUCGCCGCGUCGGCCGCCGGCGCCGCCGCGUCGGCCGACGAACCGAUGCCCUACCGCCUCGCCGUCAGGUCCGUGCCCGGCCAGGGCCUCUUUCGCCGCAACGUCGACGGCUACAAGCCCGAGACGUUGAAAUGCAACCUGGGUGACACCUGCGGCGUUGCCUGCGGUCAGGAGUUUUCCCUCUGCCCUGCCUCGGAAGGAGGAGUCUCCCACUGCUUCAACCCGUCGGCCGGCGAGUCCUGCUGCACCGACGGAUCUGGCAACUCGUGCGAAAAGGGCUACUACUGCACUCACGACCGCAACAAGAAUUCGUGGUGCUGCCCCGAGACCAUGGACAUCGCCACCUGCGCCGCCAAGUACCACAUCGCCGACGGGCUCGAGCAGGCCACUGCCAAGCCGCCUGCGCCCUCGACGACGGCCGCUCCCUCCUUCUCGUCCAACGCCACGACGACGCAGGUGACGACCAUCUGCUCCACCACGUCCACGCCGGCGUCGAAUGCCACCACCUUUGCCCACAACACCACCGCCGUCUACCCCUCGUCGGCCUGGCCCUCGGCCUCGGCCCCCUCCGGCAACCCGGUGCCCCAGGGCCUGCUCAACGUCAGCGGCGCCGCCGCCUCGGGCGUCAGCGGUCUGCUCCUCGCCGCCGCCGCCGCCGUCGCCCUCUUGUGA
Molecule: messenger RNA, 696 nt
Organism: Drechmeria coniospora
Lineage: Eukaryota; Fungi; Ascomycota; Sordariomycetes; Hypocreales; Ophiocordycipitaceae
Exons: 2
Coding region: 1-696 (231 amino acids)
Source: RefSeq, a predicted model, not a curated record